ACAAGAAAAAUUUGACGGCAUCAUCACAUGGUACUUUGAUGCUGUCGUGCAAUCGUUUCCGAUCCUACUUCAGAUCUCCCUUCUUCUCUUUGGGAUCGCCCUCAGCGCCAACACGUGGUAUAAGCAGCACAGCAUCGCAUGGGUCAUCAUUUCGACAACGGUCUUCGGAUUUCUAUUCUAUUCCUUGACUGUGAUGGCAUCGUUGAUAUCACCCGCGUGUCCAUUUCAGACGCCCGUAUCGACGAUUUUGCGCGUGUUUCGCAUCGACAGAGUACUACGGCUGGUGUUCAAACUAGCAUCCAGGUAUUUCCAACAGUUCACGACCUCGGUUUACGGUGUGCUGCAGCGGCUGCGUAGUACCCUCAGGUCCAAUUGGGCUCGAUUAUCUUGGGCACUGGCAGACACUGCGUUUGCGGUCGGCUCAUUCGCACAGGGCUGUCUCCACCCAUUAUUCGGUGCACUUCGUCACCUGAUAUCCUCCCUGGGUUCUUUGAUUCUGCCCUCCCGGACAAAGGUCAUAGACUCUGAAGCACAACCGCUGGACCAGAGCGUGUCAGUCAAUAAUCAAUCUCCCCUUAACCUCAACCUCCCGGACAUACCCACCAGCUGUCUCGAAGCACCUAGCAUCCUGUGGCUGCUCGAGACAUCCACUGAUCCUGAAGUAUUUCUCGCCGCUGCUAGCCUUGUUCCGCAGGUCGAAUGGCCCCUGGAUCUUGACAUCUCAGACACGCUGCAUCAACUGUAUGAUAUUUAUACAAACUGCUUGGAUGUUCAGCGGCACAUUGUACCGUCGUUGAAGGAGAAGGCAUCGGCAUGUAUAAUGGCUCUGAGUCAUCUAUACUGCGGACGAGUUCUUCGGGAACAUCCCGGCCAUGGUGAAUUUCUUGUCCAGGGGAGCAGAGACUAUCUGGUUUUGGAACGGAUGUGGCGUCAGUGUGCGUCCACAGAUAAGGCGGUGCUUAUGACGGCUACCCAGCUGUCUGCUCCGGACGGUCAUUCAAUCUUGUGGUACCCUUUACAACACCUACUGCCGGCCGGUUCCGACUCUGUCGCUGAGCGGUUAUCACAUGCUCUGCCUUACCACUUUUUCACUGGAAAAGCGGACGAAGACAUAGAAACACUCGCCAUAGCAGUGAUAUCAAAACUGCUAUCCUCUCCAUCUCCGCCGACUCAGAUCAUAGCCAAUUGCGCACUUCUUGCUUGCAUCAUGGUCGGGGUUCAGUUUGACAAGAAGGACAUAGUUCGGAUUGAUAAAAGUUCUGCUCUGCCUCGACUCACGGAGCCUCUCUUGCAGCAGUUCCAACAGGCUCUCUGGGAAUGCGAUCUAGGCGAUCUCGACAGCGACAGCACAGGAGUUGCACGUCGACCAUGGCAACUCCUCGAUGUCAUCUGUCGCAUGCUCAAGCUUGUUCCAUCUUAUGACCGUUCACUCCACACGAUGCAGAACCUGAACGUGUGCAAGAGGAUUUAUUCACGAGUGAGGUCAUCCG
Molecule: messenger RNA, 1490 nt
Organism: Suillus paluster
Lineage: Eukaryota; Fungi; Basidiomycota; Agaricomycetes; Boletales; Suillaceae
Exons: 5
Source: RefSeq, a predicted model, not a curated record